This is a messenger RNA of Salvelinus namaycush (lake trout), 1252 nucleotides long. Its product is annotated as adhesion G protein-coupled receptor E5-like. Bases 171 to 1121 code for a protein of 316 amino acids. Gene Ontology annotation, cellular component: membrane. Lineage: Eukaryota; Metazoa; Chordata; Actinopteri; Salmoniformes; Salmonidae. Gene Ontology annotation, molecular function: G protein-coupled receptor activity. The record is from RefSeq and is a predicted model, not a curated record. The transcript has 9 exons. Gene Ontology annotation, biological process: cell surface receptor signaling pathway; adenylate cyclase-activating G protein-coupled receptor signaling pathway.
CAGACACAGACACAGACACAGACACAGACACAGACACGGCAUUAAAGCCUAGCUACCAGAUCAGUUCCAAGGUGAUAACAGCUCUCGUCAGUAACCCAGCAACAGACCAACUCGCCCAGCCUGUCAUCCUCACCUUCAAACAUCUACAGGUGAGGGCGGAGUCAGCGGAGAUGAACUAUACCUGUGUCUUCUGGUCGGAGGGGCGUGUCCAGGAAAAGGGAGGGGCGUGGUCAAGGCGUGGCUGUACCAAAGUCACAUCUAACGCUACACACACCGUGUGUUCCUGUACCCACCUAAGCAGCUUUGCUGUUCUCAUGGCCCUCUACCCUGUACAGGGGACACGCACCACCAUCCACCUCCACCUCUGUGUCUGCCUCUUCAUCGCUGACCUCGUCUUCCUCACCGGCAUCUCUCACACACAGAGCAAGGGAGGAUGUAGGGUUGUAGCAGGUCUCCUCCACCUGUUCUUCCUAGGAUCCUUCAGUUGGAUGUUGUUAGAGGGGGUUCAGCUCUACCUCAUGGUGGUCAUGGUCUUCAACACUACCAUAAGACCUCUGUACCUGUAUGCUGUGGGAUAUGGACUGCCACUGGCUAUAGUCAUCAUCUCUGCUAUCACCUACCCAGAUGGAUACGGUACCACACAACACUGUUGGUUGUCUCUGGAGAGAGGAUUCAUCUGGAGUUUUUUCGGCCCAGUGUGCACCAUCAUCAUCCUCAACGCUUUCAUCUUCAUCAUCACUGUCUGGAGGCUGGCCCAGAAGUUCUCUAGUCUCAACCCUGACCUCUCCAACCUAAACAAGAUCAAGGUGUUCACAGUGACAGCAGUGGCCCAGCUGUGUGUGUUGGGUACUAUGUGGACAUUUGGAGUGUUCCAGUUCCAAGAGGAGGGGACAGUGGUCAUGACAUAUCUCUUCACUAUCCUCAACUCUCUACAGGGAGCACUUCUGUUCAUCAUGCACUGCCUAUUGAACAAAACGGUUAGAGAGGAGUAUGGCAAGCUCCUGUCCUGUAUCUGCACACCACAGAAGAAGAGAUACUCAGAGUUCAGCACUACCAACCCUUCCUCCAGCCAAUCCCAGGGGUCAAGGGAUCCCCAAAAUACAGGGGGGUUGCAGAUAUGAUGACAUCACCGAACCCCCACAAUGCACCUCUUUACUCCCCUUCCCUUUUCAGGCCUGGUUAGUAGAAAAUGUGCCCUACUAGCCCGGCUGGUUAGUAAAAAUGUGCUCUAUCUCGAACCUAAAAUGGUUCU